AUGAUUGAAUUAUUCUUACUGUCACUGACACUGAGCUUAGGAGUCUUUUGCAAUUAAUAUGAAUUUAAGGUAGAAAUUGGUUAGUUAAAAACAGUGCUAGAAUUAAAUAAUGCUACAAAUGUAACUCUAUCAGAGGAAAGUAAUUAAGAGUUUUGUUGGAUUGAUGAUGAAAAAGUCUUUUUAAAAAAAUCAUCUCUUAUGAACUAUUAAGAACUUGAUAUUAUGAAUAAAUACUAUUAUUUGUUAGCAGCUUAAAAUUGUAUUUGGGUACUAAUGAAUGAUAUGAUUUUGGCAGAAUUAACACAUGAUGGAAUAAUAAUUAAUUAGAAAAAAAUUUAAGGUCAUUAUAGCUAAUUCAAAGGUUUUUACAAUGAUAAAAGUGAAAACCCUAUUUUCUUGAUUGAUUAUCAGUUAUUAAAUGAUCCUUAAAUUACUUUCUAUCCUGGUACUAUUAAGUUAUAUGAUGGAUUUCUAUUUAUAUUGAACAAAUUCAUUUAUAUUUAUGAUCUUUAAAAUAAUACAAACAAAUAUUUUGGAUAAAUUGAUAUAACUAAAUUUCAAAAUAUUAUUGACUUUGAUAUAAAAAAAAUUGAAGAUAAAAAAUAUUACUUAUAUUUGAUGGACUAAAUUUAUGGACUAAACAUAUUAAAGUUGCUUUUAAGAUAUAAUAAUAUCAAUUCUAAAAUUAUUUCUGCAGAAGUUAACCCUCUGUAAAAUCCAAAAUCAUUUUUUUGUAAUGAAUAUAAUAACUGUUUUGGAUUGUAUUUUACUCAUGUGUAUAAGAUUUUGAAUUUCAAAAUAAAUUUCAUUGAUAACAGUAUUUCAAUAGGAGAAAUUGUACAAGAAGAUAAUAAAAUAUUAAAAUUAGUGAAUAUGGGAGACAUGAUGUUUAUAUAGUCUAAGAAUAAUCAUAAAAUCUAUCUUUAUAAUUCUUAAGAAAUAUAAAAUAUACAAAUUUUGGGAUUAUAGCAAAUUUCUGUAGUAAACUCAUCUUUGGCAUAUGUGAUUACAAAUACAAAAUUGAUCAAAGUAUAACUGAGCAUUUCUCAUCCUAAGAUACUCUGUUUUUGUGAUGAUAAUGAAGCAUGUCCAUAAAUAUAUGAUUAUGGAAUUAAUUAUAGAGAUUAAACUAAAAUAUAGAAUUUAUAAUUCAGUGUAGAAUUUCAAACAUCUUUGGAGGAUCAAAUGAAUCAAGUCUUAGUUAUCAUCUUUUCAAUUUUAUUUCUAUUUGGAAGUAAUUUUUAUCUAUAUAUUAAAUAAUAGUAAUAUUGUUGAUUUUUUGGAUAUAAUCAUUAAAAGCAUAAAUUCUUUUGUUAGAAAAUAAAAUAUAAUAAGGAUGCCAAUAUAUGUAAAAAAAUAAAUUACCAAUAUUUCACACCCUUGAAAACCUUGCUUUUACAUUUCGAGGAGUGGAAACCUUAUCAAAAAGAAUCUAGUAAUAAGAAUCUUAAGAAAUAUAAGAAAUAUAUUGA
Messenger RNA from Paramecium sonneborni, 1472 nucleotides. The record is from the annotation of a GenBank genome assembly. NCBI's taxonomy places the organism in Eukaryota, Ciliophora, Oligohymenophorea, Peniculida, Parameciidae.